Messenger RNA from Plasmodium vinckei vinckei, 420 nucleotides. Its product is annotated as FAD-linked sulfhydryl oxidase ERV1, putative. The record is from RefSeq and is a predicted model, not a curated record. Gene Ontology annotation, cellular component: mitochondrion. Lineage: Eukaryota; Apicomplexa; Aconoidasida; Haemosporida; Plasmodiidae. The transcript has a single exon. Gene Ontology annotation, molecular function: flavin adenine dinucleotide binding; flavin-dependent sulfhydryl oxidase activity. Bases 1 to 420 code for a protein of 139 amino acids.
AUGGAAAUAAAAAAAUGUUAUGAAAAUUCAUGUAAUGAUAGAAAAAAAGAGAACAAUUUUGAAAAUAAUAAAGUUGGGGGAAUAAAAAAAAUAUACCCACCAGAUCGAAGGGAAAUAGGACGAGCCGCAUGGAUGAUUCUACAUACGGUGUCAGCUAACUAUCCAAAUAAUCCAACCGAAGAUGAGAAAAAAAAACAUUUAGAUUUUUUUUAUUCUUUUUCAAAUUUAUAUCCUUGUCAUAUUUGUAAAUUAGAUCUAUUAGAUAUAUUAAAAAAAUACAAAUUAACAUGUACAAAUAAAAUUGAAUUUUCAACAUUUAUUUUUAACUUACAUAAUAUGAUAAAUGAAGAAAUAGGAAAGGAUAUUUAUGUUUCGGACAACAUUCAAAAUAUAAUAGAUAAGUAUAAAACGGUAGAUUAA